UCUCACACUUUUCUGAAUCCUUUACAACCUUCUGUUCUUGGAACAAAACUAUCAUCACCACCACAUUUACCUUCUAUCGUGUCCUUCAACUUCUUCCUCCAAAAUGAUUACUUUACCUCAUCCUAUGUUUCUGUUUCUAUUGUUUCUUUCACUUCUAACAAGCACUGGCCAAAUGGUAUUUGCAAAAGGGAAGGAGAAUGUCACAGAGGCUUGCAGUGUGACAAGGUAUCAAAGCCUUUGUAUUCACUCUCUGUCACAAUUCUCCAACACUGCUGGAAGAAGCCCUAGCAAGUGGGCACGUGCGGGAGUGUCAGUGUCCAUUGGCGAGGUUAAGAAUGUUAAAGCGUAUCUUGCAGAAUUGAAGAAGCAUGGACUCAUGAAGGGAAGAAACAAAGUUGCCCUUUCAGAUUGUGUUGAAUGUUUUUCCUAUGCCCUUGACGAGCUUCACAGAUCACUUGGUGUGCUUAGGAGGCUAAGCAAAAGCACGUUUAGCACCCAAAUGGGGGACCUGAACACGUGGAUCAGUGCAGCACUCACCGAUGAAGAAACUUGCCUGGAAGGGUUUGAAGGAGAAAAUGAGAAGCACGUUAAAGUGCUGCAAAACCGUGUUCAGAAUGUGUCUUACAUCACCAGCAACGCUCUUGCUCUUGUCAACAAACUUGCCACCACAGGUCUGGGAAGAAUCAACGACCCAUAGAAUUGAAGUUCUGAAAUGGUUAACAGUAUAUAUGUAUUAUAUUAAGGUAAUAUAAAUAAACUGUGAACUAUAUAUAUAGAUACUAUCAAUUACAUAUGAAUAUAUAAAAAUGUUUCUAUAUAUAUAUGCUUUUAUUAACGUUUGGAUAUGUUGUUUUACCUAUGAUACUGCUUGGUCUUUGUAUUAAAGCUCUAUCUCGUUGAAGUUACAGAUUCUGAGUGCUGUCUUUUUUAUGCUGUUGAUUCAGUUAAUCAUGCAUCGUCAAGGAAAUAAUAUUUGGAAACUUUCAUAACAAGUAACAGUGUAAAGAGAUAAAGAAAAAUAUGGAUGGAACGUGAUAUGAAGAUAAACAUGAAGAGAAAUAACAAGUGUUAGUGUCUGGUAUUUGAAAAUCAUGCCUCUAUCCUUAAAACACACUACUUCGGGAAGCCUGGAUUAAUGUCAUUGACGAAUUCGGCUUUUAAAAGGCUGAUAGAAUGUGAAAUCUGAUGGUCAUUGAGAUUUAUGAUUUUGAAACAGUUUAUACAAUGUGGUUGGAAUUGAUUGAUUAUAAUACAAACUAUGAUAUUUUAACAA
Vigna angularis (adzuki bean) is the source of this 1273-nucleotide messenger RNA. RefSeq names its product pectinesterase inhibitor 6. Bases 104 to 697 code for a protein of 197 amino acids. Gene Ontology annotation, molecular function: enzyme inhibitor activity. Lineage: Eukaryota; Viridiplantae; Streptophyta; Magnoliopsida; Fabales; Fabaceae. The transcript has a single exon. Gene Ontology annotation, biological process: negative regulation of catalytic activity. The record is from RefSeq and is a predicted model, not a curated record.